This is a messenger RNA of Argentina anserina (silverweed cinquefoil), 931 nucleotides long. RefSeq names its product probable NAD(P)H dehydrogenase (quinone) FQR1-like 3. The record is from RefSeq and is a predicted model, not a curated record. Gene Ontology annotation, molecular function: NAD(P)H dehydrogenase (quinone) activity; FMN binding. The coding region runs from base 218 to 829 and encodes 203 amino acids. NCBI's taxonomy places the organism in Eukaryota, Viridiplantae, Streptophyta, Magnoliopsida, Rosales, Rosaceae. Gene Ontology annotation, cellular component: membrane. The transcript is spliced from 5 exons.
UCUUCGCUCUCCAUGUACAAUUUGGCUCGUAACUAAAACUGGAUCAUCAUCUUUAUCAUCGUUGGCUUUUCUUCUUCUUCUACCAACCUCAAGUGACUCUGAGUCUCUGACUCUGCGUUUUCAAGCUUGUACAAAUGUGCAUAAGGGAAGAGAUUGUACAUGCAUAAAUAGUUGGAUCCCAGAAACCAGGAUCAAACUCUUACCUCGGUCUACAGCUAUGGCUACUACCAAGAUAUACAUAGUGUACUACUCUUUACAUGGACAUGUAGAGACUAUGGCGCGUGAAGUACAGCGAGGAGUUAAUACAGUUGAAGGUGUUGAAGGAACACUUUGGCAGGUCCCUGAGACACUUCCAGAUGUAAUAUUGCAAAAGAUGAAGGCCCUUCCUAAGCCAGAUGAUGUGCCAGUGAUAAGGCCGGAACAACUUUUGGAAGCAGAUGGUUUUCUCUUUGGAUUUCCAUCGCGUUUUGGUGUAAUGUCAGCGCAAUGCAAGGCCUUCUUUGACUCCACACAUGAAAUAUGGGAAACACAAGCACUUGCCGGCAAACCUGCUGGAAUUUUUUGGAGUACUGGAUUUCACGGGGGAGGUCAGGAGCUUACUGCAUUAACAGCAGUAACACAGUUGGCGCAUCAUGGCAUGAUAUUUGUCCCUCUCGGUUAUACAUUUGGAAAGGACAUGUAUGAGAUGAACGAGGUGAAGGGUGGCUCUUCUUACGGUGCCGGAACAUUUGCAGCAGAUGGAUCUCGUGAACCAACAGAGUUGGAACUACAACAAGCCUUUUACCAGGGCAAAUACUUGGCUGGAUUUGCAAAGAAGCUUAAAAACUAACUUUCGGGUUUGGUUUCACCACAACAUAAACAUCUUCAACCUGGUGUAUACAAUUGUGCUCAAAGUAUACUACGGCCCAAUUUGGGAUUGAUGUGUUGUGAG